AUUACUGAAUUUCUAAUACAGUACUGUGAUACAUUUUUUUUGCUUUGAAUUGUCUAGAGUUAUUUGUUCAGACACUUCUAAGUGAAAGUAAAAUCGAUUUUAAUGCAACUGCAGUAUAAUGAUGAAAUUGGUUUUAAACAAGCAUUGUAAUGGCAAACAUGGGGGGAAAAAAGAAAUAAAUGACCAUUGCAAACUUUUAAGCCUACAUUACUUAUUGAUAAUAACCAUUACAGAGGCAAUUGUAUGUCUGUCCAGGGACUUGAGAUUGAACAGGGGUUUCUAGAAUCUUUCCUGAAGGGUUCUUGUGAAAGUAGACUGGUCCUAUUGACUCACAACUGUUACCAAGACACCAUUCAACACAACAGUGUGCCAGACUGGUGUGAUUAGACUACAGCCCCAGUAGUCAUUAAACAAACAUCAUGCAUUGUCGUCCAGUUUCAUUUCAGUGGAUAAUUUAGCGACGCAUUAGCUUAAUGGCAAUACUCAAUUAAAAGCAUUUGUGUCAAAACUAAAAAAGAUUUCAACUGGAAAUCCCAUUGAUUCAUGUUGCUGUUGACAUCUGUUGGAGCUGACUGUGGACUUAUACUUCAGUGCCCCGGUCAGGGUGUGAACUGUGCUACUGCCUUUGGCUGUUCUGUUUUCCCCCUCCUUCUGUGAAGACCUAUGCUAGGUAUUCAAAGAGAACCGUUCUGUUCUUCUCAUAUCAGCCUUGGCCUAACCUCUAUUGACCGAGCAGGCAACUGAAAACCACGGUAUCGCCACCGCUUGUGCCAGAGCUCCUGAUGGCUAAAUCCAGGACAUUACACCUUCUUUCCAGAAUGUAUCAGUGAUUCUGAGAGGGCACGCCACUCUAUGCCAGUCUUCCCGGCUGCCACCCAUUCACUGGUUAUGUGGACCCUUGUUUUAUCUUGACUCUUCACAACUAUCCACUGAGGUUAAAAGACAAUUCAUUUCACAAAAAAAUCUUUGACUUGUUGGAGCUUUUCAUCGUUUCCUCUUGUCAGAAAGGUUUUUACCAUUUCAUGUCAAGGAAUAAAUUGUGUCUCAUGCAUAUUCACUGUUAACUCCUCUCCCACUUUGUAGGCACCGCAAAGUGGACCUUUACAAAUGGCAGAGAAGCCUGCGCUCUAAAUUCUGCCACAAAAUGCCUGUAGGUGCCGUGCAGAGAAGUCAUUGCGUAAGGUUGAGAAAUGACCUUCUACCAACGCAUUCAUCAGUGACACAGCUGAAGUAUGCAGCCUGUGAGAUGAGCCAAACAGGUUCUCAUUAAUGUUGAUUUGAAAAGGCAGUAAAUUAUUACAGCAGUGGAACAAUCGGGUCAGUGAUCAGAUUUAAUCGCAGGUGGAAUGCAUGUCUUUGUGCCAUGAAGGGAUAUAGCUGAAUGAAUUGGGAAACGUUGCCUGGAAUGAAAGUAUGUCCAGAGCAAGUUAAAGUUGUAACCUACAUGUGUUUUCUACAAUGAUGUUUGGCCCUCACAUCAUUAUCAGUUUAUAACAUUGAUGUGGAUGGUCGCAAUAACCAAUAAUGAACUAGACUGGGGGUGGGAAGUGCAUGGCGAAAAUAUCGGGCGACUCUCUGAGCCAGCCUACAAUCAUAUCCAUGCCUCUGGGCCUGCAGUCCAACAGCGGCGUCCGUUCCACUGGCUUCCCAGCACCCAUGUUGACCAUCCCGCACCAUGCCUAUAUGUUAAAUUCCUUCACAGCCUGCCACUCGGCCGCAACUGUCAGCUGAGCAAGGCUAUGAACAAAGCAGUAUUCACCCUCCCCUCUUAUCAAGACCUCUUGCUCAGCACUACUACUAUGCUACACCCACUUUUCUAAUUUCUGUCUGUUUAUACCGUUGGACCAUUAAAACCUCUGUGGGUGGCCAGCAUCCACCCUCUGUCCACAAGUGGUGAGCAUAGCAGACAUGAAUCAUGACUCUGACUCUGCAGCCUGUCCACGAGAAAGCAAGGUCCUGCUUUGUGUCUAGUUGGAAAUCUGUACAUAAUCGUUUCCCACGUAAUUUCAACCUGUAUCAUGUGUUUGACUUUUAUAGGAAACUGGGUUAACUCUGAUAGCUGUGGAAGGACAAAUAGUUCCUCCACACACUAAUAUUGUUGUGCAAGUAAUCCAAUACAGGUCUUGAUGAAUCCCAUAGAGAUUUGUUAAAUUGGAAACUGAAAUUGCAUAAACAUCCAAAUGGAACUCAAAGCAAUGUGAUUGUGACACUUUGUUUGGCCUUUCAUGUUGUCGACAGGUUGAGCAAAAACAUCUGCUAUCAUCCACGUUAGUCAAGAUUAUCCCAGAUUACUAACCCUUAAUUAAUCCCUUUGUGCAGGGGCACAUAAUGAGGAUAAUGUUAGAUUGUUCACCGUUAGCUGUUAACCCUCAGUCUUGCAUGAAUUGCUAAUUUCUUGAAUUGCUAAGCCUUGCAAUAUUUCAGGGGAGCUUGUAGGAGGAGUAUUUUAAUGAAGAUUCCCUCUCCUUUUUAUCAGUGAUCAGCGAUGGCCAUAUUCUUCAUGACAAGCAAUGAAUAGCCCUAAUCAAAUCACCAUAUGUUCUCUUCUCACUGAAUUUGCAGCAUGGAAACAAAUAAUUUGUUUGGUUGAUCAAUUUAAACAUUUACGCAUGAUUGCUCUAAAUAAAACUGAAAGAUUGAAAAACCAGCAGACUGAAGUGCUGUUAUCUUUUAAUUGUAGUAUAGGUAACUGGAGUAUGUGAAUGGGCGCUGCUGGUAGCCUAUAGGGCUCUAUUGUAGUCCCACUUCAGCAUUCUCAGUGGUGCCCUCUGCUGCAAGAUGGUGUGGGAUCAUGCGCUUCACAUGUGUUGCUUAUCGGACCACAAAGCAUCCUGAGUCCUGCUUUGACACACUGACUUGCAACUUUGAAUUCAGGCUAUUGACUUCUGAUAUUAUUUCCCCGUAAAGUGAUUCCUUCAACCUGCAUCCUUGUGAGUGAUUGAGUUGUCUUUUCGUUAUCCCCUCCACAUCCCCCGUUCUCCAUUAUCCCGCAAAUGGGAAAGUGUUCUUGGUCGGAGGAAGAAAGUGGGCUGUUCAAGAUUUUGGUGUGCAUAAUUCUCUGCCCCCCAAUCCGUCUUUACUUUGCUUCCUUCGCUGGCGGACGGAGCUCAAGUCGUUCUUUAGCUUUUUCAAUUCAACAUGGGGAAUCCUCGUACCUGACAACUCAUUGUCUAAUUUCAUUCAAAUUUGGUGGAAAAAUAUUUAUUAGAAGUUGCACCUGUCGAGUCUGCUUCAAAAUACAAAGGUACACAGAAAGGAUCAUUUGAGUGCGUCGUUUAAAUGAGAUUGGAGAUGCUCCUGUCUUUGCUGCUGUGUGUCAUCUGUCCGCUCGUCCUACCGUCCUCCUCUACCCCCAGCCAAGCCUCAGAUGACUCCAGACUCCUACAGGUGACCAUCCCUACGACCCCUCCCUUAUCUGCCGUUUUGGGGGGCUCUCUUACCCUACCUUGCCUGGUGUCUCUGUCCCACCCGCCCCCCAACACGAAUGGCCGCCACGCCGUCCUCUCCCUACCCCGGGUCAAGUGGAGCGUGCUGUCCCAGGGGCACGAGACUGAGAUCCUGGUGGCCCGAGGGGACAGGGUGAAGGUCAGCGAGGCCUACAGGGACCGAGCCUCCCUGCUCCAUUACGCUUCCUCCCCGGCCGACCUCACCCUGAGGCUGGAUGGCCUGCAGUACAACGACUCUGGCUUCUACCGCUGUGAGGUGCAGCAGGGCCUGGAGGAUGCCGACGGUGUGGCUCAGGUCAAGGUCAAAGGGGUGGUGUUCCACUACCGGGAUGCUUCCAGUCGCUAUGCCUUUACCUUUGCGCAGGCCCGGGACGCCUGUGAAGAGAUCGGGGCUCACAUCGCCACCCCAGAGCAGCUCUUGGCAGCCUACCACAGUGGCUAUGAGCAGUGUGAUGCGGGCUGGCUCUCAGACCACUCAGUGAGAUAUCCCAUCCAGAUGCCACGAGAGGGAUGUUUUGGAGACAUGGACGGGCAUCCUGGAGUGAGGAACUAUGGGCUGCUGGAACCUGAUGAGCUGUACGAUGUAUACUGUUAUGUCGAGAACAUAGAGGGGGAAGUGUUCCAUGGAUCUGCCCCCCGAAGUUUCACCCUGUGGGAAGCUAAGGCCUAUUGUCUGGCUCAGGGAGCGGAGCUGGCUACCACAGGUCAGCUGUAUGCAGCCUGGAAUGACGGACUGAACGCCUGCAGCCCGGGGUGGUUGGCUGAUGGGAGUGUACGCUACCCCAUUGUCACUCCCAGGGAGCGUUGUGGUGGAGGGGAGCCUGGGGUCAGGACUGUCUAUCGCCAUUUGAACCAGACAGGCUUUCCAGAGGCACACACUCGCCACGACACUUACUGCUUCCGAGGCAACAGCAACACUCACACCGAAUCUCCCCAUGAUUACCUGGCAACAGAGCCAGAGGACAUCGGCCAGGACAUUGUGACACUGUUUGAGCCUCUGGAGGAAUUCAGUCAGGUGACGGAGCAGGUGGUGAGCGAAGAAGCUCAGGGCUCCCUGACUACCCUCCCUAUUCCAGAGGAGCAGCACCCAUCAGAGCAUAUAGAGGAGCAGGGGGCUGUCCCUGGAGAGCAGUACCCAGAGCAGGGGGCUGUCCCUGGGGAGCAGUACCCAGAGCAGGGGGCUGUCCCUGGGGAGCAGUACCCAGAGCAGAGGGCUGUCCCCGGGGAGCAGUACCCAGAGCAGGGGGCUGUCCCUGGAGAGCAGUACCCAGAGCAGGGGGCUGUCCCUGGGGAGCACGGAGAAGAACAGGGGGUUGUUCCUGGAGAACACGGAGAGGAGCAGGGGGCUGUUACUGAGGAGGCAUACAUCAAGGAGGACGGAGAGGAACAGGAGGCUGUGCCUGGGCAGCACGGAGAGGAACAGGGGGUUGAUCAUGGGGAGCAGUACCCAGACCAGCCUGGAGAGGAGCAGGGGGCUGUCGAUGGCCCGGGCCCUACUGUUGUCUAUCACGAGGAGCUACCCUUUCCGGUUGAACCCCAAGACCCAUUCACCCCCACAUCCUUCCCCCAAGACCUGGAGCCCACAGAGGACACCUGGCAGCCGGAGAAAGAGGUCAGCAACCCAGAAUCAUAUCAGCCUGCCCCUGAGGAGGCAAACUUAGAUUCAAACUACCCAGUCACACCCUAUGAUGAGCUGAAUGCAAACCCAACACUGUAUCCACCUUCUCCCGAGACAAAUUAUGAAUCAGGUGAUCUUACAACUGCUCAUAAAGACAACAUUGGUAGCCCCGAUCCCUACCAGCCCUCGUUAGAGUCAAACAUGGAAUCAGGAGAGCCCUCUAUAGAGGGUGUACCAGGGACUGCUCUGGAGGCCCCCGUGCCCACCACAGCAUAUGAGGAGGUGGACGGGUCCAAUGAUCCACAUCCCAUGCCUGGCACAACCCCUGAGAGUGGUAAGCCAACAGAGUCUCAGUAUGGUAUUUCAGAGGAAAGCCAUAUGCAAACAGAGAUCACCCAGGAGACCGAACACUACACUUUUACCUCUGAGACCGCAGGCUCUAAUGUAUCAGGAGUUGAAGCCACUACUAGGUAUGACAGCUCUCCAGAGGAGCAACUGGAAAGUGGGCUGCCCACACCUCCUGAGGAGGACCACUCCGGAGAUGAGCAUGCCAUCCAGGUGGAGCAUGUCAUGGACACUGUCUACCCAAGCACCUCUUACGACCUAUCAGGAGGGUCUAUCAGGCCUGAGGGAGCCAUCGCUGGGGAUGUCGAGGAUACAUCUGUAUCUUCCACUUCACCUCACGAGGAAAUGGAGCUCUUCCCUGACCAGUCCACCACUCAGCCUCCAUACUGGGAGAACACACCUGAAUACCGCCGAACCAACUCUGUGGACCACAGUGCCAGUGUCCUUCUCCCUGAGGAGCAUACCACAUCACUGGACUCAUUGGUCAUCCAGACAGGGGAGAACAGUGGCUCUGCUACUGCUGAGUCAGAAAACCUGGCUACCCUAAGCCCAGUGGAGAUGGACCCCUAUGUACUGAUCCCUACCUCUGAAUAUG
Molecule: messenger RNA, 6004 nt
Organism: Salvelinus sp. IW2-2015
Lineage: Eukaryota; Metazoa; Chordata; Actinopteri; Salmoniformes; Salmonidae
Product: aggrecan core protein
Biological process (GO): skeletal system development; cell adhesion; positive regulation of neuroblast proliferation
Cellular component (GO): synapse; perineuronal net
Molecular function (GO): hyaluronic acid binding
Source: RefSeq, a predicted model, not a curated record